Molecule: messenger RNA, 3150 nt
Organism: Anopheles coustani
Lineage: Eukaryota; Metazoa; Arthropoda; Insecta; Diptera; Culicidae
Gene: Eb1
Product: microtubule-associated protein RP/EB family member 1
Exons: 6
Coding region: 165-1025 (286 amino acids)
Biological process (GO): protein localization to microtubule plus-end; spindle assembly; regulation of microtubule polymerization or depolymerization
Cellular component (GO): microtubule organizing center; microtubule plus-end; cytoplasmic microtubule
Molecular function (GO): microtubule plus-end binding
Source: RefSeq, a predicted model, not a curated record
GUCUUUGAAUUGAACUCGGUUGAAUCGGACGCCUUUCACGACGCUAGUGGCGAGAGAUUGUGAAUUGUUUCACCAGAGUGUAUAGAGUGUUUAUUUUCCACCAAACAUACUGCGGUUGAGCUGAAUUUCGAUUAGAACCGCUGAACGCAACACAGCAAAACACGAUGGCCGUGAACGUGUACUCGACGAACGUCACGACAGAUAACCUGUCCCGCCACGACAUGCUGUCGUGGGUGAACGACUGCCUGCGAUCGCAGUUCACGAAGAUCGAGGAGCUGUGCACCGGGGCCGCCUACUGCCAGUACAUGGACAUGCUGUUUCCCGGUUCCGUGCCAAUGAAGCGUGUCAAAUUUCGCACCAACCUCGAUCACGAAUACAUCCAGAACUUUAAAAUCCUGCAGGCCGCCUUCAAGAAGAUGAACGUCGAUAAGAUCAUACCAAUCGAUAAGCUAAUUAAGGGUCGCUUCCAAGAUAACUUUGAAUUUUUGCAAUGGUUCAAAAAGUUCUUCGACGCAAACUAUGACGGUAGAGAGUACGAUGCUUUACUAGCUCGCGAUAACCUACCGAUGGGUAUGGGCUCCGGUGCUGGUGCACCGAAAGGCAACGGCGUGUCGGCCGUCGUUGCGCCGCGCAAAAUGCCCGUCGGCACCAACAUGGCUGCUCGUGCUGGAAUUAAACCGAUUUCCAAAGUUGCACCCAACCGGCCAUUGGUGCAGAGUCCCCCGAGUCGGUUUGGCGGAGGCGGCGUGAACGUGAAUACCAGCAAAUCGUCCUCGCAGAACAGCGUGACGAACCAGCAGAUCGAGGAGCUGACGUCACAGAUGACCGAAAUGCGGUUAAACUUCGAAGGGCUGGAGAAGGAGCGCGACUUUUACUUUAGCAAACUGCGAGAUAUCGAAAUUCUCUGCCAAGACGAUGAGCAAAGCCAGAGUCCGUUCGUGCAAAAGAUUCUCGAGAUUCUCUAUGCGACAGAGGACGGGUUUGCGCCUCCGGAUGAAAUACCGCCAGAGGAGGAGGAGUACUAAGCCGCAAGCCUCGAUGUUGUGUGCAUAAUCCUGCUGCUGACGCCGCUGCCGUUGUUGUCGCUGCUGUGCGGUAGGAGGAUGCUGAAGUCGAUCGCUUUCGCUUGAAGAGGAUAGUAGGGCGGCAGAGCCCUUUUGUGUCAAGUGAUCGUCCCAGAUUCGGUAGCACUAGGUGACGAAAAUGACGGGAAGAUGGAAGAGAGAGAGAGCUACAGCGAACGAAAGGACGUGGAGAAUGAGAGAGGUGGAGAGAGCAAGAAGGGAACCGUUUUUUUUUUUUUUUGAAGGAGUGUGGACAUCCCAAAGGAAAUAGUAAAAGAAACACAACAAACAAAAAAUCUAUGAAGAAAACGGAACCGCAUCAAUAAGCAAUGAGAAAGGUGAAGUUGGGAUUUUUUCUAUUAUCUCCAAGGGACACUUUUAUCACUAUAAAUUAUUAACUUCGCCCAACUUCCCUCGCAUUUGCGUGCGAUUGAGGAGGCAUAACAUGAAACAUACGCGUUUAAAAACCCAAUCCACUGAUGGUGGGACGGCUCUUUGCUUUAUAAUGAAAUAAAAAUCCUUAAAAGGCCACGGAUCAACAUGUGACCCGGGUGCAGUCGUCGAUCGACGGCUGUUGCAAAGUACACGAGCGAGUGUUUUCGGUACAGCACCCGCUUUUCCGGGCGCAUUGGCAUAUCCUCUUCUCUGUACUUUAUCUAUAGAAAAUGUGGCGCUACUUUGGAAACGAUUACUUUUCCCCUAAAAUUCCACGCGGCCCAAGAGGCAAAUGUGGAACAUUUAUAUUAUAUAUAUAUGUAUUAAAACAAAAAGACUCAGCAUAACGACACAGAACAAAUUUAUAACUCCUUGGGAACAUAUAUUGUGUAACGAACGAUGUUGUUGUAACCUCACUGAUCGCCUCUCCCUGUUAGGAAGAUCGGUACAUGUGACGGGCGCUUAGGCUUAUGAAGGCGAGAAAAGGGAGUAAACAGUUCAACGGAACAAUGGCAAGAAACAUGUUUUACGUAUUUUACUGAGGACCGAUGACGUGUUACGUAUUAGUGAGUUUCCUAUGCGAUACGAGGGAAAUUGCAGCGCUCAAACGGUAUGAAAUUCUUCCUUGACCGCUUCGAACCUGGUUCAUAUUUGUUCAAGUAAAUAUAUCGCAACGUCUCUCUUUCCGAUGUUUUGAAUAUGCUGAGUAAUCUAUCGGAAUGGGUAUGUUCCGAUUGGUUCACUUUUAUUGUUUACUCAUCUGCUUAUUUGGCCAUGACAAAUUACCACAUCGAUUGUUUAAUAUGCCCACUAACUCUUUUUCCAUUUUUUUAUCAUGCUAAUGUAAUACUAUCUCCAUGCAUAACUUUUUUUUACCCUUUCACCAUGGCAAGAAGAGAUUGGAAAAUGUGAGCUACAAGUGCACUAUCGAAACAAGAAACAGAUUACAUAUGAACGAACUGUGUAUUAAACAAAUCUAUUAAUAUUGCAUAGAUAUAUUUAGCUCAAAUGCUCCUGUUAUAGCUAGCAAACAGUGGCACAGUGAAGCAGUGCAACGAAGAAAAAGUGCAGCGGCAUGCGAAAAAUGACCACAUCGGACAAACUGAUCGAAUUAUGAUCGUUGAGUGCUGUGUGAUCCGAUGCAUUUUGAAGAAUGCCAUACGGGGUCGGCACGUACAGGUGGGAUGAUUUUUGCUAACUUGCGCUGAUUGCAAGACGGUGUUUUGAUUUUACCUUUUUUAUUUAUUCAUGUGCUAUAGUUGGAAAGUUUUUUGUUCUGAAUUUUUCUUUACGGUCGCCUCGGGUGUCACGUGUCGCAUACAGCGCCCAUAAAUAGUCACCUAAUUUCGAAGAGCUGUUCAGAAAGUAUGCAUUUAAAAUAAUGAAGCGAUCAUAGUAUAGCAGUUUUUCAUGUUUUGUACUCCUGUCUUUUUCUUUUUCAACGAAGCGACGCCACGUGUGUUGAGUUGUUCUGUACUAAAGAUUGUCCAUUUAUACAAAGAAAAUCGUCUUAUCGUAUUAUCGUGAACAUAAUUUCCUAUGCAAAUGAUGUAAAUCCUCGAAUCAUGUUAGCUAUAAAAGUCAUAACGUUUUCUUUCUAAAGUAUCUUCACUUUUGUUUUGUUCGAAUAUAGGAAAUGCUAAACAGAUAA